AUGUCUCUCCUCAACCUCAUCUGGGCUCUUAUCCUUGUCAUCGCUUCCCAGCAUGCGUCGGCCCAAAAAUGGCGUAGAGCCGACCUCACCAACUACUGGUCGUACCCGCCAUGCUGUGACGACCCGAAUUAUCCUGACCAGAGCGAAUGCAGGGAUUACAGCGGGUGCAAAUAUCGCGGACAAUUCGCCUUCGUUUCCGGGACAAAGUCGGAGGCCUGGGUCAAGGCGAACAACAUUAUCGCCAUUCACCACAAAGACGCCGGAAAGUAUAAGUUGAAAACUUUGGAGUUACGGGCGAACGGUAAAACUAUCAAGGCGAAGGUUUACGACGAAUGCAACGAUAAAGAUUGUAACAAUUGCUGCACAAAGAAUUCGAAGAGGACGAAAUUUCUCAUUGAUAUUGAACGAAAUACGAUGAAGCAUUUCGGUGGUAAGGGGGACGGUAUUGUUGAGUGGAGGUGUCUCGAUUGUUAAAUAAGUGUAAUAAUUUGUUUAUUGAUUAAUUGGGUAUAUAAUUUGUUAUUAUAAAACUUGUCGUGUAUUAAGAAACCGCAUAAAGUGUGAUUGAAUUACAAAAACCUACUCCGAGCAACUUUGCGGGGCCUUUUAAGAUGGCAUUAAUGCCAUCUUGGUAGUUAAUGACAACACAUUUGGGUGGAAAAGACCCCCACCGGCCAACCACUCGA
Molecule: messenger RNA, 686 nt
Organism: Folsomia candida
Lineage: Eukaryota; Metazoa; Arthropoda; Collembola; Entomobryomorpha; Isotomidae
Exons: 2
Coding region: 1-474 (157 amino acids)
Source: RefSeq, a predicted model, not a curated record